Triticum dicoccoides is the source of this 1441-nucleotide messenger RNA. Its product is annotated as probable N-acetylglucosaminyl-phosphatidylinositol de-N-acetylase. Lineage: Eukaryota; Viridiplantae; Streptophyta; Magnoliopsida; Poales; Poaceae. The record is from RefSeq and is a predicted model, not a curated record. Bases 438 to 1223 code for a protein of 261 amino acids. Gene Ontology annotation, cellular component: endoplasmic reticulum. The transcript is spliced from 10 exons. Gene Ontology annotation, molecular function: N-acetylglucosaminylphosphatidylinositol deacetylase activity.
CGACGCACCGCCAGCGGGAAAAAAAAGGACGACCCACCGCACGCCCGCUCGACUGCUCCGCCGCCGGAGCUCCGCCCUUCCGCCGGCCGGCCGUCCUCCGCCCCCUUGCAGUUCCUCCACCGAGCGAGCCGGCCCCUUCAGUCCCUCUCUUCCGCGGGGCCCCGUCGCGCCCAUUCUUCUCCUCGCCGCGCCGCCGUCCGCUCGACCCCAGCUCAUCCCGUCCGCGAAGGAGACAGGCAGCAGCAGCGGCCCGAAUCGAGGGAGGGAGGAUCCUCUCAGAAAAGAUGGGGCAUUUUGGCUGCAGCAGAGAAAAUAUGGAGCAUUUUAUCAGUUAGCCUUGUUCCAGCGCUGUCCAUACCUGGUACGUUUUCUGCACCAAGAGGUCGUCAGAGCUGCUGCAGCAACGUAAAUCCGGCGGCCGAACUCGGUGGGGAUCCAUGGCGUGGAUCUGGAUGCUCUCGGUGGCUGGAGCCGUCCUCCUGUGGGCGGUUUCCCUCGGGCGGAUCCUCUCCUCCCCGACGCCCUACUCCCUGCCUCCAAACCCUCGCUUCCUGCCCCCUCUUGGCGACAGGAGGAGCAGGAACGUGCUCCUGGUGCUCGCCCACCCCGAUGACGAGUCCAUGUUUUUCACUCCAACUAUUCUUUUCCUCAAGUCAAAAGGUCACAGCAUUCAUGUUUUGUGCAUGUCUCUGGGCAAUGCUGAUGGUCUUGGAGAUACUCGUCAAGAAGAACUGUACAAUGCAUGUGCGGCUCUUAAGAUUCCAGCUGAGCAAGUUGCAGUCUUGGACCAUCAAAAGUUGCAGGAUGGGUUUCAUGAGAAAUGGGAUCAUGGACUAUUAGCCGAACUUACCAUGGAGCAGAUCCAACUGUGGGAUAUCGACACAAUUGUGACGUUUGAUAUCUAUGGAGUAUCAGGCCAUCCGAAUCAUCGUGAUGUUCAUCAUGGCAUAUGCAAGCUUCUUCAUGAGAAUCAGCGAGGAAAUAUUGAAGCAUGGGAACUUGUAAGCCUGAAUAUGUUCCGCAAAUACAGUGGUGCAGUUGACAUUUGGUUGUCAUCUUUGAUCUCCUCAAGUUCAAAGCAACUGAUGUAUUGUCUAGUUAACUGUAACCCAUCCAGAACCUUUGAGGCAAUGGCUGCACACAGAAGUCAGUGGGUUUGGUUCAGAAGAUUGUUUGUUAGGCUCUCAAGUUACACAUAUGUAAACAUGCUCCGGAAAAUUUAGCAUUUGAUACUGAGAAGUACCGUCUUGUCGAUCUAGAUUGUAAAUGUGCCUGAUGGCUCACUUUACAAAAGCUUCCUAUGAUCAAUGCCAGCAGUUUACGGAUCAUAUCCUUUACUGCAUAAGGAGAGUUAGUACAAUGAUGCUGAAACUUAUAACCUCAAGUGAUAGUUCUUGCUAAAAGUCUUAUUCAGCAAGGGUAGUUGAUUAUGUUUUUUUUA